AUGGCUUCCAGCGCUGACACUACUCGUGCCCCUCGCGCGGGUGAGGAACACGGUGUUGCCUACAACUUCACAGACCAGAAGUCUUUCUUGGAAUUGGUCGCCGACAAUGGAUUUAUUGAGCAUGCCGAGUUUGGGGGCAACUACUACGGUACUAGCAAGCAAGCCGUAAAGACCGUCGCAGAGCAAGAGCGGAUCUGUGUUCUGGAUAUCGAGAUGGAGGGUGUGAAGCAAGUCAAGCUCAGCGAUCUCAACGCUCGCUUCCUUUUCCUGGCACCCCCCUCCCUCGAAGAGCUGGAGCGUCGCCUGCGAGGCCGCGGUACGGAGACUGAUGAUAGCUUGAACAAGCGAUUGGCACAGGCAAAGAACGAGCUCGAGUAUGCGAAGCAGCCGGGUGCCCACGACCGGAUUGUUGUCAACGAUGAUCUUGAGAAAGCCUACGUCGAAGUGAGGGAUUGGGUGGUUGACGGUGGCAGGUUCGGAGCGCCCCAAUAG
Penicillium maclennaniae is the source of this 492-nucleotide messenger RNA. Its product is annotated as guanylate kinase. Lineage: Eukaryota; Fungi; Ascomycota; Eurotiomycetes; Eurotiales; Aspergillaceae. Bases 1 to 492 code for a protein of 163 amino acids. Gene Ontology annotation, molecular function: GMP kinase activity. Gene Ontology annotation, cellular component: cytosol. The transcript has 3 exons. The record is from RefSeq and is a predicted model, not a curated record. Gene Ontology annotation, biological process: purine nucleotide metabolic process.